Messenger RNA from Tachysurus fulvidraco (yellow catfish), 787 nucleotides. Its product is annotated as F-box only protein 36-like. Lineage: Eukaryota; Metazoa; Chordata; Actinopteri; Siluriformes; Bagridae. The transcript has 4 exons. Bases 73 to 627 code for a protein of 184 amino acids. The record is from RefSeq and is a predicted model, not a curated record. Gene Ontology annotation, molecular function: protein binding.
GAACUUCCGAUAGCAGGCAAUUAAAUCGUCGGAUCUCGUUGUCAUGGUAACCAUUUCUCCGUAGCAUCCAAAAUGACGUCCCUGCUGUCCGAGUUACUGUUUGAGACCAGUGGUCAAGCUCCUUCUCCCUCUAAAGAUUUCUACCAUCUCGCUGUAACAAGAACAGAGGUAAUAUGGAGGUGGUGGAAGAUUACUCUGCGUGCGAAGAACCUAGCAUUGCCUGGAGAAAGGAAACAGAGUCAUGAGGACUUUGCAAAUGAUGCCAGACUACAGCAACAAGUUGGUGUGGUGUUUGGAACACAGAUCCUGGAAUACAUAAUUAACCUGUGUGAAGGGAAGUUUGAUUAUCUGGAGCGUUUGUCAGAUAAAAUUCUACUGCAUGUUCUUUCCUAUCUGAGCUACAAGGACAUUUGCCAGCUCAGCCAGACCUCACACCGUUUCAAUAAGCUGUGUGAGUCUAAAGAAUUAUGGGAACAGGCAAUACGGGACAGUGGUCAUGAGCUCACACCUGAAGUAGAGUUGAUGGCCAACUUGUGUGGCUGGAGGAAGAUCUACACCAGUCUCUAUCUUACACCCGUCCAGCAUAGCUCAGAAGAAGAUGAAGAAGAGGAAGCUGAGCUACAUUAAUCCCUUUAAUACUUUGCUCCUAAGCACAGAUGUCUUAAGAAUAAUUACAUGAAUGAAAAAAAAACUUUAAAUUCAGGAAAUAUGGAUGAUUUAUAUCAUAAUUAAUUUUCAUAUUUGUAAACAAAUGAAUGAAUAAAAUAAAUAAAUAUCAACUUACAAA